UUAUAUUGUUAGCGACUCCGCCCGCAUCGCUGCCUGGAGCUUUUACACCAAGCACGCGAGGUUGUGCGGACAAAACGAAAAUGGCGAAUAUUAUGAACCAGACGAAUCCGCCGAUGACGGCAGCUGAGAGAGCUCAGCGAUCAGUUUUUGUUGGCAACAUUCCAUAUGAAACAACUGAAGAGCAACUGAAGGAGAUCUUUGCCCAGGCAGGACCCGUCGUCAGUUUCAGAUUGGUGUAUGACAGGGAGACAGGGAAGCCGAAGGGUUAUGGCUUCUGUGAGUACCAGGAUGUGGAGACAGCUCAGAGUGCCAUGAGAAACCUCAACAAUUAUGACUUCAAUGGCCGACCUCUGCGUGUUGGUGUCGCAGCAGGGGAACAGAACAAGGAGGAGAUGAAAGGAAUGCAGCAGGCCCUUGGUGGACCUCCGAUAGAGAGUCCCUAUGGGGAGCCGGUGGAGCCAGAGAAAGCUCCAGAAGCUAUAUCCAAGGCUGUGGCCAGUCUUCCACCAGAACAGAUGUUUGAACUCAUGAAACAAAUGAAGCUGUGUAUCCAGAACAACCCAAAUGAGGCCCGGAACAUGCUUCUACAGAACCCUCAGCUGGCCUAUGCUCUGCUACAGGCUCAGAUUGUCAUGAAGAUAGUUGACCCACAAGUAGCACUGGCCAUGUUGUACAGAGAUGCCAACCAGGUGCCGCCCAGUACCGGAGCUACUAACAAUGGACAGCCUUCAUCAUCAGCUCCCAACCAGAUGGGCCAGUCACAAGGUGGCCGAGGCCCUGCCCCAGUACAGGCCCCCGGGGGAUCACAUGGUAUGAGUGGUCCAUCAGGAGACAUGAUGGGUGCUUCCAGAGGACCUAUGCCAGGGAUGGGUGGUCCAAUGGGUGGUCCGAUGCCAGGAGGUCAUCGUGACAUGGGAGGACCCUACCCUGGGCAGCCACAGAGGUCAGAGUUCCGGGACCAGAGGAUGAUGGGGGACUUGCGGGGGAUGCCGCAGCACCAAGCUGGACCUGGCAUGCAGGGAGGACACGGAGGACAGGGCGUGUCCAUGAGACCUCAGAUGGUUCCUCAGCAGCAGGCACCGAUGCAGUCAGCCUUAGGUGCCUUAGGUGCAUUAGGUAACCUAGGCAACCUUGGCCAACUGUCUGCAGGAGUGAUGUCCGGUCUGGGCGGUGGACUGGGAGGACCAGGGACUCAGAUCUCCCCACAGGACCAGGAGAAGGCUGCCCUGAUAAUGCAGGUGCUGCAGCUGACAGACCAGCAGAUCUCCAUGCUGCCUCCAGAACAGAGGCAGAGCAUCAUCAUCCUCAAGGACCAGAUUGCCAAGAGUGCCCAAUAGGCUGGCCCAGCUCAGUGGGGAAAGUGGCUGCCAUCUUACAACUGGCUUUUUGAUGGAGAAACACCCAUCACAUUUAGGCUUAACAGUGUCAGCCCCAAACAUGUUAAAACUUCAAUGAAAUGUCCAAAAACUUCCCUUUGUACACCUUGAAUGACAGUUAAACUGAUCUCUGUCGUCAUCUCAGCGUGUUAGCACUCCUUCAAAAUAGAUGACAUAUUUAGCCACUUAUCUAUUUGGAUAAAAAUGGCCACAGAUCAUGAACAUAUUUCAAUGUCUAAAUGUCCCUUCUGAAAUAUAUGACAGCUGAAACCAUUGGUGUUGAAUAAAGUGUUGAAUAAAGUGUUGAAUAAAGUGUUGAAUAAAAGAUGCGUACUAUUACUCAGGUUUAGAGAUUAUCAGUUCAAAAGUUGAGCAGUAGGUUCAUCAUAUAGGCCAGAUAGUCUUUUUCAUUGAGACCAAAUACUUCGGAUGACCACAGCAUUUUCUUUUUUUGUCAGGUAACCUAUUCAUACAUACAGUUGUAUACGAAAAGCAACAUCUGGAGAAUGAGGUUUCCUUGUAUUUCAUUGUCAUGUUCUGAAUAAAGAAUCAAAAACAC
Haliotis rufescens (red abalone) is the source of this 1935-nucleotide messenger RNA. RefSeq names its product cleavage stimulation factor subunit 2-like. Lineage: Eukaryota; Metazoa; Mollusca; Gastropoda; Lepetellida; Haliotidae. Bases 81 to 1337 code for a protein of 418 amino acids. Gene Ontology annotation, molecular function: mRNA binding. The transcript has 11 exons. Gene Ontology annotation, biological process: mRNA 3'-end processing. The record is from RefSeq and is a predicted model, not a curated record. Gene Ontology annotation, cellular component: mRNA cleavage and polyadenylation specificity factor complex.